AUAAACUUCUACGUAUUUUUAUACAGCUUAAUUAAACGAUACUUUCACCUGACAAACACUAAUAUUUUGACAGUUUUAUAGGACGGAUGUGUGUGUAUUAUUUAUGAUGUUCUUGUUAUGGUUUAAAUGUUUCAAAUGAGAGAACUGUAAACGAUGUUCAUUUUUAUUUUUGUAUCAAGUUGAAAAUGGAUCUUAAAUCCAGAUUUUCAUGGAUAUUUUUUUCUCCAUUUUGAAUGUUAUCUUGCUUAUGAUAACACUGGCAGAGUUUGACAGCUGAUUUCGAUUUUCAGCAAACUUUUUGGGUUGCCACGUUGGCAAAAACUAAAAUCCAAGCGAGACAAGAAGGAGCUAAGUUAUAUAAUUAUACAAAAUUGUUCAUAAAAGUUCUCCUGAAAUCACAAAAAUAUUAUUUUACAAUUUAUGUAAACAGUUUGAUUGCAAACCACUAGCUCUUGAGUCUUGCAGCAAGAUGAAUGCUAGAAUGUCAGAUUUGAAACUUCUUGUAGUUUCUGGACCAAGUGGUUCUGGAAAAUCAACACUAUUGAAAAAACUACUUAAGGAAUAUCCAAAUAAAUGUGGAUUUUCUGUUUCUCACACAACUAGAAAUCCUAGACCAGGCGAAACUAAUGGAAAAGAUUACCAUUUCUGCAAACGAGAUUUCAUGGAAGAAAUGAUUAAGAAUGGUGAAUUUCUGGAACAUGCAGAAUAUUCAGGAAACCUGUAUGGAACAAGUAAAAAGGCUGUGAAGGAUGUUCAAGAUCAAGGCAAAAUUUGUAUUUUAGAUGUUGAUAGGCAGGGUGUAUUAAAUGUAAAGAGCACAGAUAUGGAGAGUCACUUCUUAUUUAUUAAACCACCUUCCAUGCAAGAACUGGAAAAAAGGUUGAGAAAUCGUAAAACUGAAACAGAAGACACUCUUCAGAGACGACUAAAUAUUGCGAAAGCUGACUUAGAAUAUGCUGCAAAGCCCGAUUCAUAUGAUUCUAUUGUGGUAAACGAUGUCUUAGAGGAAUCUUAUAUAGAAUUUAAGGAAAUCAUUAAAAAGGCUAUUUGUCAGCUUGAUUGACCUUUUUUACAACUGAUUGGGAGGUGUAUAUACAAGUUCAUACGCAAGUUAUAGUGCAUCUGUGGAUUUUAAAUUUAUUCAUAUUACUAUAUUUAAUAACUUAACUCUUCAUUGAGAAAUAAGUAGUAAUAAGUAUGUUGUCGUCUGUUAGACUGUGACAACACAAUAUUUAUACCAUAAGUGCCUAGAAUAUUUGUAUAUUUCUGACUGUUCCUUUAAUUUCUGGGCCAGGAUCUAUAUAGUUUCACCAGCUGAAUGUUCUCAGGGAACAGAGCUCUUUGACUGAAUGGAAAUUUUCGACGCUAAUCAAGCUAUCAUAUGAUAGCCAUGUAUUUACAAUGUAAAACCUAAUGAAAGUUGUCUGCCAUUCAAUAAAAAUCUCCCAGAGAGACAGUAAACUUUA
Molecule: messenger RNA, 1466 nt
Organism: Dendronephthya gigantea
Lineage: Eukaryota; Metazoa; Cnidaria; Anthozoa; Malacalcyonacea; Nephtheidae
Product: guanylate kinase-like
Exons: 9
Coding region: 470-1063 (197 amino acids)
Biological process (GO): purine nucleotide metabolic process
Cellular component (GO): cytosol
Molecular function (GO): GMP kinase activity
Source: RefSeq, a predicted model, not a curated record